GCAAAGGCACACCCAUACACACUGAUAUACAAAAUAAGGUGUUUGGCCAAGAGAAAAAAGCAGCAAAGAGCUGUGUUCUCGUCGAACAUAAAUUUCUUUAGCCUCUUGGCAAUAUCCAAUACUGGAAAUUCUUUCUCUGUAAAUCUUCCUCCACCAUGACAACAAACUUCUGUAUUCUUCAGUCCGCAUACCCAUUUCCUCAACAUUGCAUUCUCUCCACAAAUAUAAAAUCCACGCCCACCUCCGUCAUAUCUACUUUCACAUUAACAUACAGAACAAUCUCAACCUCUGCACCGUUCAAUUACAAGCACACUACAAUUUGCGGAAGGAAAAAGGGAAGGAUAAAAGCCAGGUGUGAACUGAAUACAGUUGGUGAUGACAAAGACACCACUGAUACAUCUUCUCCAAAUAAAAAGGCUCGUGCAGCGUUAGAACAACUGGAUUCACAGCUCUCGGCUCUUGCAGAGAAAAAUACCUUUAAGGACCGAAAUGCUGAUUAUCUUUUAAGUAACAAGGAAAAGACAUUCAAGGAAGCUGGUAUUGGCAAGGUUGACUGGCCAGAAUUUAGCCCAGGUUUUCUUGCUUUCACAGGCAUUGGUCUCCUCCUCCUUACAUUGGUUAAUAAUAUACUAUUCAAUGUCUUCAUUGCAUCAUCUGCGAGAAAAACUCCCUCAGCCCCUUAUGCUUUUGAUGUUGCAAAAUCACGGUUUGAUUACAAGGUUGAGUCGCCAGAGGCACCACCAUUAACUAAUGGAAGCUGAAUUUUGUGCAUAUGUAAGAUACAUGUCUUAUCCUUAUGAAUAUUUGAUUGGAAAAAAAUAUCAGCAAUAUUCAAUUUUCUUCCUUCUAAUUUUGGGAUAGUGUACACAAUAUAUUUGGUCAUCUUUAUGUCAGUGUCAUCAAAGAGUUGAAGCAGUUUGUACAUUUGUUAUUUUAUUGCUUUUAUUAAAUCAAAUGAUCAGAGAAGUCAGGAACACAUUGAAAGUGUA
This is a messenger RNA of Cryptomeria japonica (Japanese cedar), 989 nucleotides long. RefSeq lists its product as uncharacterized. The record is from RefSeq and is a predicted model, not a curated record. Lineage: Eukaryota; Viridiplantae; Streptophyta; Pinopsida; Cupressales; Cupressaceae. Bases 156 to 761 code for a protein of 201 amino acids. The transcript is spliced from 2 exons.